AUGUCAUUACCCAAUUUCCCAAACUCUCCUCAUGCCUCAUCCACUCCCACAAUCACCGAGUCUCCAUCAUACGGUGCAGGAGAUCAUCUUCCCGUUUGGUUAUUAGCGUUAUGCGGGUCAUUCACAGCAGUCGCUACUGGUGUAUCUAUAAUGUCAAUAACGCUUCAAUUGAAGAAUUAUAGAAAACCAUCAUUGCAAAGAGCUGUGGUCAGGAUUAUGGUGAUGGUUCCCCUGUAUGCUAUAUCAUCGCUCAUCGCUAUCUUUUCACUGGAAGCCGCUUUCUUUAUUGACGCAAUACGUGAUUUAUAUGAGGCAUUCGUGAUAUACACUUUCCUUCAACUUCUGAUUACAUAUUUAGGAGGUGAAAGAUCCCUCUUAAUCCUAUUACAUGGUCGACCACCUAUACCACAUCCAUUUCCUGUCAAUUUAUUCCUGCGUCCUAUGGAUGUCAGUGAUCCAUGGUCAUUACUAAGUCUCAAAAGAGGUGUACUUCAAUAUGUUCAAGUGAAACCCUUACUUGUACUGGCCACUGUCAUUCUGAAGCUUACAGGCAAAUAUAGAGAAGGUGAAUUUGCCGCUGAUUCAGGAUACACAUACAUCAGUAUAGUGUACAAUACCAGUAUUUGUCUGAGUUUAUACUGUUUGGCUAUGUUUUGGGUUGCUGUCAGUCAGGAUCUGAAACCUUUUAGACCUGUUCCCAAAUUCCUCUGUGUGAAAGGCAUUUUGUUCUUCUCCUUUUGGCAAUCUAUCGGCAUAUCAUUCUUAGUAGCUGUCAAAGCUAUCAAGAGAGUUGGACCAUAUACCGAUGCCGAACAUAUGUCUUUGGCAUUGGUUGAUUCAUUAGUCUGCUUCGAGAUGCCCAUAUUUGCCAUUGCACAUCAAUACGCUUUUCAAGCUAGUGAUUAUAUCGAUACGCAUCACAUUUACGCUGCACGACUGCCGUUUAUCUACGCAUUCCGCGAUGCAUUUGGCUUCAAAGAUGUAUGGGAAGAUACCAAGGAUACGAUCAAAGGACGAGGAGUCUCUUAUCAAGCGUAUGAGCCUGCUGAAGGUGGAUUGCAUUAUGGAUUAGGAAGACAAAGACGUAUCCGAGCUGGACUAAGAUACUCAAAAGGCGGAAAAUCGAAAUACUGGAUGCCGAUGCCAGGUGAUGAAGCACGUAAUAAAGGUGAAACUGGACCUAUAAGUGCUCUCAAACGAAAAGUGGAUGUGAGAUUAGCAGCCAGGGAAGGAUACGCGCCACUGUUACCUCAACAAGCGGCAAGAGUGGUUCACGAUGAUCCAAAUGGCCUAGAUGAAGGUUGGGGUUUAUUUGAUAGCGAUACGUCUGAGUCUGAUGCCCCUUCAAUAUCAUUCCAAUCCCUUGAUGAGGAGGAAGACAUAUUAUAUGAAAGAGCAAGAAGAAUAGGAUAUGCAGGAUUCCCAAAUGUGGAUGUUAGCAAAGAAGAAGCUAGAAAAAGGUUAUGGCAUGCGGAACAAGGUGUAUUAGCUGGUAAAUGGAAUAGGAAUAAAAGUUAUGAUAUGUUGAGACCCCCUAUAGGUGAUAGAGGUGGAUCAGCAAGUACAGUGGGAAGCAGAAGAAGUGAUAGAAGUCGUGCAGGCAGUUCUAAAGGCAAAGGCAAAGAUAAAGAAGGGAAAGGUAAAGGCAAAAAAGCAGUUUACGGGGCUUGGGCCGAUAAAGUGACCAAAGCCGAAAGGAAACCUAAAACUCCAGACGGACAUUUAACUAAUCCGGCAGGCGAUGGGGACUGGCUGUAUGACGGAGAUAACGAACGACCAGGUGCAUGGAAUCAUCCUUCUAAUGGUCACUCUGAAGGACACCAUGAACAAUUGCGUUGGACGAAAAAGCAAUUACAUAAAGUGAAAUCAAAGCUUGGACCCAAGUUCAACGAAGAUAACGGUAAAUCACCGUUCACUUUGGGAGAUGACGAAGAAGAAGAAGGGAAUCAAAGCGAGAUACAUUCAGAUCCUGAUACAGAUGAAGAAGUAUCACCUGCCUCAUCAACAAAACCGUUACCUUCGGAUGCUGUAGAUUUAGUUACGGACGAUCAACAAGCAGUUGAAAAAGCUCGAUCAAGAGAAUUGCGUCGUGGUGAACCACAAACCAAAGCCCCUUCCCAUGUAUAUAGGAAAACACUGAGAGAACCAGAAGCAAAAGACGAAGGUAGAAUCAUAGGUGUAGAGAAAGUUUACUCUAGAAUCCCAGAUCAAUCCAGAACAGGUCAAACCGAUAACGCAGGUAUAGACGAAGGUCAAAGUGAAGUUGUUGAAAGGGUAGAAACUAGUAUAACGGUCAGUCCACCGAAACAUGCCAUGACUUUAGAUAUGGAAGAGGAUAAUCCGUGGGCGUAG
Molecule: messenger RNA, 2352 nt
Organism: Kwoniella shivajii
Lineage: Eukaryota; Fungi; Basidiomycota; Tremellomycetes; Tremellales; Cryptococcaceae
Exons: 11
Coding region: 1-2352 (783 amino acids)
Biological process (GO): transport
Cellular component (GO): membrane
Molecular function (GO): transporter activity
Source: RefSeq, a predicted model, not a curated record